AACAAUUACAUUUAGUUGCGAAAUUCAAUAGAAUAGAAAAUAAUCUAACAUGAGUUAUCCAUUUAGAUGUUUUCCUUCUUUGCGUGGUUGUUUGUUGAAAAUGAACUAUCAUAGAAAGCAGUCCUUAAGAAAGUGUUCGCGUGUCGUUGAAUGUGCAGAUGAAAAUCAAGUACAUUUUAAUGUACCUCCGUUUUUAAAAUUACCGCCGAGACAGCCUGAAAGAAGAAAGCAAAAUUACAACUAUUUUCUUGUUUUAGAUUUUGAAGCUACUUGUGACUCACCUGUAAAUGUAAUGCCACAGGAAAUUAUAGAAUUCCCAGUCUUAAAAGUGAAUGGUGAAACAUUUGAAACUGAGUCAAUAUUUCAUUCUUAUGUUAGACCUGUUGCCAAUCCAGAAUUAACAGACUUCUGUAAACAGUUAACUGGUAUUACUCAAGAUAUUGUUGAUGAUCAUCCAGUAUUUGAAGAUGUGUUUGAGUUUUAUAAUUGA
Messenger RNA from Uloborus diversus, 490 nucleotides. RefSeq names its product ERI1 exoribonuclease 3-like. Gene Ontology annotation, biological process: exonucleolytic trimming to generate mature 3'-end of 5.8S rRNA from tricistronic rRNA transcript (SSU-rRNA, 5.8S rRNA, LSU-rRNA). The transcript has 4 exons. NCBI's taxonomy places the organism in Eukaryota, Metazoa, Arthropoda, Arachnida, Araneae, Uloboridae. The record is from RefSeq and is a predicted model, not a curated record. Bases 50 to 490 code for a protein of 146 amino acids. Gene Ontology annotation, molecular function: nucleic acid binding; 3'-5'-RNA exonuclease activity.